AUGAUUCUCGAAGCAGCACUGGAGAACAAAGUUCGCAAGCUGUCUAGUCCGACGUUAUCUAAAAGCGACAAACUGGUGCACAACCAGUCGGUAAAGGAGCUGGUAGAGGAACAGAUGCGGGUGCUAAGACGUAAGGUCCCAUUUGACACAGCUGAUGUUGAGCCUGCCAACGUGACUACAACAGCAGAGACAAUACUAAGCCAGACGGAACCGGCAGACAAGAAGAAGGACCUCAUAGGACACCAAGUGUCGUCCAUCCUCAUGGAUCAUAGACCUCGCGAAGUGCUUCUCAAGUCUAACGUACGGGGCUAA
Molecule: messenger RNA, 312 nt
Organism: Spirometra erinaceieuropaei
Lineage: Eukaryota; Metazoa; Platyhelminthes; Cestoda; Diphyllobothriidea; Diphyllobothriidae
Source: the annotation of a GenBank genome assembly